GAAUUUCCAGUUUAGUUCUGACCGCAAACCCCAUCAACUCGGAGCCACUAUAUAUAUACUAAUAUAUUUUUUAGCAGCAAAAUGUGGAGCGAUCUGGCUGGUAAGGUAAUCCUGGUGACCGGUGCUGGUGCCGGCAUUGGCCACGCUUUGGUCAGGCAACUGGCCAGCUCUGGAGCCACCGUCAUUGCAGUGGUCAGGAAGGAGGAGCAGCUGAAGGAGCUGGUUUCCUACUAUCCCAAGUACAUUCAGCCGCUGCUGUUGGACCUCAGCGAGUGGCAAAAGGUGCGAGAGGUCCUGGCCAAGGUGCCCCUGCUGGAUGGAUUGGUGAACAAUGCCGGUGUGGCCAUUAUCAAGCCGUUCGAGGAGCUCACCGAGCAGGACUUUGACACUCACUUUAAUGUCAACAUAAAGGCCGUGUUUAAUGUAACCCAGGCUCUGCUGCCCCGUCUACGGGAUGGCUCUUCCAUUGUCAAUGUGUCCUCGAUAGCCUCUAGUCGUUCCUUUGGCGGCCACACUGCCUACAGUGCCACCAAGGCGGCCCUCGAUUCGCUGACCAAGUCACUGGCCCUGGAACUGGGUCCCCGCAAGAUUCGCGUCAACUCUGUGAAUCCCACCGUGGUGCUGACCAAAAUGGGUCGCGACAACUGGACGGAUCCGGCCAAGAGUGGUCCCCUGUUGGCCCACAUUCCGCUGAAUCGUUUCUGCGAGGUGUACGAGGUCGUGGACGCCACUGGCUAUCUGCUGAGCAGCAAGUCCAGCUUCGUGAAUGGCCAUCACAUUCUGCUCGAGGGAGGCUAUGCCGUAUCCUAAACUCUGAAAACUCGAAAAUAUAUUACCAAGUUUUGUUUGCCAAGAAAAA
Drosophila kikkawai is the source of this 859-nucleotide messenger RNA. Its product is annotated as L-xylulose reductase. The record is from RefSeq and is a predicted model, not a curated record. NCBI's taxonomy places the organism in Eukaryota, Metazoa, Arthropoda, Insecta, Diptera, Drosophilidae. Gene Ontology annotation, biological process: xylulose metabolic process; glucose metabolic process. Gene Ontology annotation, molecular function: carbonyl reductase (NADPH) activity; L-xylulose reductase (NADPH) activity.